UGGGAUCAACGCGUAAUAACGCUCAUACAAACAGAGGUGCUACUGGCAUCGCAUUCUCGGGAUAUGUGUCCAGCUGCUUGGAACAUCCAAUAGAGCAAGAUGGAAAUGAAUUCCACCACCCUGAUGAUGGACGACUUUGAUGAUGACGUGAACUCUAUCUAUGCUAUUUUCAAACUAAUCGAAGAAUCAUCUGUAAUCACAUGGAUGAGACAGAAUUUUCCAUAUUUGCUGCCUCUCUUCUGCGUAGUCGGUAUUGUAGGAAAUUCCAUGGCAUUGCUGCUCAUAAGGACAAAUUUUUGGCUUCGACGGCUCACAUCAAAUGUUUACCUAAGCACUUUAUCCAUAUCUAGCUGUGUUUUUCUAUUUACGGUAAUAGUCUCAUGGGUAGACGCUGUGUAUCGACUACACAUUUACAGGGAAUCAGAAAUUGGAUGCAAGGUAUUCACGUUCCUUGCACAUCUCUCAGACUUCGUUUGCGUUUGGAUGAUAUCGUGGAUAUCAUGUGAUCGAAUGGUUGUGCUCUACAGACCAGCCUUUCGAAAAUGGGUUUGUACAAAGAAAUUUGCUCGAAAUUGGAUGAUAGCUACUUUGGUGACAUCGGUAGUAUUCUAUAGUUGGGUAUUUAUGUUUGCGGGAUUGGAGGAAUCCGGCAACAAGGAUGAGCAUUUUUGCGGUUUGAGCAGUAAAGCUCAGGUGUUUGGUUAUCCGAUUGCUGACCACUACUUCCUAUUCACCUUGCUUGAUACAGCCAUUUGCACACUCUUUCCUGCAAUUCUUAUCAUGUUCGUAAACUCCUUGUCCAUCUAUCGCUAUCGACAAUGUAUGAGAAUUUACUCUUCGGGUGUACUACGAGUACGAUUUGAUCGAGCAUCGAAUGGCAAUCCGAUUCCUCCAUAUGAGGAAACAACGGCAAAGAAAUUGUUGCUCAGUCAGACACAUACGAAUACGCAUAUGUCAACACAGUCGAAUCGCUCAGCAUGUGGAAAAUUGCGGUCAUCCGAUUUACAGUUGAGCAGGACAUUACUGAUUGUUACGAGUACAUUCGUCCUGCUCAAUGUUCCCAGCUAUAUGAUGCGUAUAAUACAGUACAUUUUCGAACCACGUACGCAAAUCUUCCAUUUCGUACAUUAUCUCUCCUAUCUUGUCUACUAUCUUCAUCAUGCUGUUCUCUUCUACAUGUAUAUAUUCUGGAGUCCACAAAUGAAGAAACAACUCAAACCUACUGCGAUGCGACUACUGGAAUGCUACUGCUUCAAGACAGUUCCAGAAUUUGGCCAUAGAUCCACAUCACUUCAAGCUUUCAAUUAGAAUUUCGUAGACGAUAGUUAUACACUUGCCACAGCCAUUACGCUUGAUCUCUAACUUUUUACAUGUAUAGCUCAACAUCGAUGUGUAAUAUAUUCAUUUGUGAUAUUUGCUCUUCUCCGCUUUCGGGUAUCUGAUUCUCGUCGCGAAAUAAUAAAGUUUACAAGAUUGA
Messenger RNA from Cylicocyclus nassatus, 1477 nucleotides. The record is from the annotation of a GenBank genome assembly. NCBI's taxonomy places the organism in Eukaryota, Metazoa, Nematoda, Chromadorea, Rhabditida, Strongylidae.